AUGGCCGCAUCAGCGGCCGUAGCGCAAGCAGCCUCCAGUCAAUCUCUUUCAAGUCUAUGCAGUGUAUCAUACCUGCAAUCGACCCUACCUUCAGCCACAUCCUUCAUUCAAGGAAUCACGCUGGAUCCCGCUUCGAUCACAGCCAACCUAGUCAGCAACUCGUCCAUUGCCUCUAGCAACAUGUACCCAGCCGCCGUCAUCGACUAUUGCAAUGUCACACUAGCAUACUCACACAAUGGCCGAGAUGACCAAGUCCUCGUUGAAUACUGGUUCCCUUCCCCUGAGAAGUUCAAAAACCGGUACUUGUCCACCGGGGGCGGUGGCUACGCUAUCAACUCUGGUACUCAAUCCCUGCCAGGAGGUGUCAUGUACGGCGCUGUAUCCGGUCUCACGGAUGGUGGAUUCGGAGGCUUCGAUGUUCAAGCUGAUGCUGCAAUGCUGUUGGCAAAUGGUACCCUCGACUACGAGACUCUGUACAUGUUUGCGUACAAGGCUCACUGGGAACUGAGCAAGAUUGGAAAACAGUGGACAAAGAACUUCUACGGUCUGAACAACACGAAGCUGUAUUCAUACUACCAGGGCUGUUCAGAGGGAGGCCGUGAGGGCUGGAGCCAAGUUCAGCGAUUUGGUGAUGAGUGGGAUGGUGCGAUUAUGGGUGCGCCGGCUUUUCGAUGGUCAUUCCAGCAGACGCAGCAUCUGUUCUCGAAUGUUGUGACUCAGACAUUGGGCUAUUACCCCUCUGCAUGUGAGCUAGAGAAGGUCAACAAUGCGACCAUUACUGCCUGUGAUCCUCUUGAUGGCAAGACUGACGGCGUGGUCUCCCGCACUGAUCUCUGCGCUCUUCAUUUCGACCUUUCCUCGGUGAUUGGGGAGCCAUACUCUUGUGCGGCUAGUUUUGGCUCUCCAGCGGCAAAUGGCACAGUAACCGCUAAAGCAGUUGAAGUCGCUUCAACGAUCCUUGAGGGUCUUAAGGACUCCAAGGGUCGCCAGGUUUAUUUAUCCUACCAACGCUCUGCCACAUACUCAGAUGCCACAACCGAGUACAACUCAGCAACCGGGGAAUAUGAAGUGUCAAUUGACCAAUUGGGCGGGAUAUUCAUUGCUCUCCUUUUGGAUUACAAUGGUACCACGCUCGCAAAUCUCGAUGGAGUAACCUACGACACUCUAAAAGGAUGGAUGAUACGGGGUAUGCAGGAAUACCAAUCUACGCUGCAGACCAACUGGCCCGAUCUUACUCCAUUUCAGGAAGCGGGCGGAAAAGUGAUUCAUUUCCACGGUGAAUCCGAUUUCAGCGUCCCUACCGCAUCCUCGGUCCGUUAUUGGGAAUCAGUCCGCAGCAUCAUGUAUCCUGAUCUCUCCUACCUAGAAGGUGCCAACGCACUCAACGACUGGUACCGGCUCUUCCUUGUGCCUGGAGCCGGCCAUUGCGCUCCUGAUCCUAACCAGCCUAAUGGACCUUUCCCGCAGACAAACUUGCAGGUGCUCAUCAAUUGGGUUGAGAAGGGUGUUACACCUACCACUCUGAACGCCACGGUGUUGCAAGGUAGUAAUGAGGGAAAGAAUGAACAAUUGUGUGCUUGGCCUUUGCGACCUCUGUGGGGUAAGACUGGCACGAUGAGUUGUGUUUAUGAUCAGACUUCUCUCGAUACGUGGCAUUAUGACCUUGAUGCUGUCCCAAUGCCAGUGUACUAG
Molecule: messenger RNA, 1692 nt
Organism: Talaromyces amestolkiae
Lineage: Eukaryota; Fungi; Ascomycota; Eurotiomycetes; Eurotiales; Trichocomaceae
Exons: 1
Coding region: 1-1692 (563 amino acids)
Source: RefSeq, a predicted model, not a curated record